Molecule: messenger RNA, 4928 nt
Organism: Stegodyphus dumicola
Lineage: Eukaryota; Metazoa; Arthropoda; Arachnida; Araneae; Eresidae
Gene: Hr39
Product: Nuclear hormone receptor FTZ-F1 beta
Biological process (GO): regulation of DNA-templated transcription
Molecular function (GO): nuclear receptor activity; zinc ion binding; sequence-specific DNA binding
Source: RefSeq, a predicted model, not a curated record
CAGAUUGAAACCUGUUGUUCAGCGCCAAGAAUGAAGAAUUGCCCACUACGGAGUAGUGAAGCAUCCAUUUGGUAUGUCACAGUAUUUGCUUGUGGACAUAAUUUUCGCCUUGAGUACUGGCCUUAUUGGAAUUAUAUUGGUGGCCGAGGCCACCGACACCGGUGCCAGCACGCUACAGAAAUUCUGUGGCACCACUGACAUUACCGAAAGUAUUGUGGACUGACUGAUAUUUUUUUUUGUCUGAGCCACUUCUAUCCAGUGGCCUAAUCAUCCAGCGGGAAAACUUUCUGGUGACUUCGCUUGGAAUCCCUGAUAGAACUCUUAAUUUAUGAAGCAUAUCAUCUAUGCAUUGUGUUUAUCUUCUCAGCUAACUACAACUGUCUCAGGUCCAAAUCAUACUUCCGGAAUUACUUGCAUGGUUGAAGCAGUUCAAGUUAUUUAACAAGGCUACUGUUUCUUCCUUUUUCAAAAGCAAAAUUAUUUAUUAUCAAUUGGCAUAAUUUACAUAUUACAUAAUUUUCCAAAGUUUUUUAAUAUACCUAGUAUUUCAUAUAGGCAUUAUUUUAUACCUUAUUUAUAUUUUUUAGAGAUGAAUGUUCAUUUACAUACUUUUGAGUUCAGAUAAUGGGAAGAAUCUAAGAUUCUGUUAAGAAUCUUCACUCUUUAAGUCAACAAAUUGUGUAAAUAUUGUUUCCGACAUAUCACAGAAUCUGAUAAACUAUUGGAGAGUGGGAUAGUCCCACACUCCAUCUUACAAAUACUGGAUGACAAUGGAUAAAGUGACAUUUCUCGGUGACCACCGAGGGAACAAUCCUCCACCACCUCCCACAUCAUCUCCUCCUCGCCCUUCAUCCGGUGACCAGAAGAUGUUUCCCAAAAAGGAACAUGACCAAGAGGAAGAAGAUGAUGCGGAGGUAAUGCAGGUUGUUGCCAAUGGACCAGUUAGUUUGAGGACAAAAAAACAAAGGAUAGUUGGUGUUAACGGUGUUUUGACUACUGAUGAGGAUGCUACAGUUGAACGUCCAAUGUCUUGGGAAGGGGAGCUCUCUGAAGACGAACUUAUGGAUCCUAGGCAUACACCACCACCACCACCUCAGAUUACUGGGUGUCACAACAUUAUGCCAACUGUAGUUAGCACAACAAACCUUCCUGGACGCCCAUCUGGUAGCCCCAUGUGCAUGGAUGAUGAAGGACAUUUAAAUAAUGUAACCAGAAUUAAGAAUGAAACUGUUGAAAACUCCGAAAUAAGUGAAAAUACCAUUACUGUUAGAAACAGCAUUGGAAAUUGUGGCUCCAUCACAGCUAGUGCUUCUGGCCCUCAUACUACAAUAAGUUUGAUAAAACCUGCCUCUCCUUCACCAUAUAUUCCUCUCUCUCAGGCUAAUGCCUCUGACCGUCCACCUGUUGCUCACAGUGCCCUAUAUGAAUGUCCUCUUGUGAAUCAUCAAAGUCCUGCACCAAGUAGGAACUUGAUUGGUUACAGUGGUCCUUAUAGCCAAACUCCCAGUCCCAUCCUCACCCGUCCUACAAGCAGCUCCAGUUCCCGUUCCUCGUAUUCUCCGAGCCAAAGUCCCCUUAUGGGCAGGUAUGUGAAUAGUGCAUCUUCAUUAUAUUCACAUACUCAAAGCCCUGUUCUGUCUCGACACACUGCAGGAAACAGCAGUGAUGGCUCUGCUUGUUCACCUUCAGGUAGUCCUCUUCAAAGCCGACAUAUUACCAUCGAAGGACCUGUCUUUUCACCAUCUCAAAGUCCUAAUCAGAGCAGAAGAGGGGAUUUGGAGAGUUUCUCUCCUGCUCGAAGUCCUGGUCAUCUGAGUGGUUCGAAUGUAUCCCGCCACCGUCCGUACAGUGUAUCUGUUUCACCUGGUCUGGUGCAUAAGGCUGGUUCUAGCACACCUGAUCAAAGCUGUCUACUCGAUAGUUCCUCUUCCCUUCACCCACCAUAUCAGUAUGUAUCUCAAGAUCAACUUGGUAUUGAGACAAGAUUGAGUCAAGUAUCACCCUUGUCUCAGCAUCCAACACCAGAAGCUAGAUCAACAACAUCCAGUGCCUCAGUUGCCUCCAGUGCCUCUGAUGAAUCCAAUGCAAGUGACUUUUCCAGUCCAACUCGUAGGCCGUCCAGUGACAAUCUAGAUGACAGCAGGUUGCAACUGCUUGGUGAUCUUUCUCAAAAUCCUCUUAGCCUCAGUGGUCCACCUGGUAUAUCCCGGCAACAGUUACUUAGCGGGCCAUGUCCUAUCUGUGGGGACCGAAUAUCUGGAUUCCACUAUGGAAUUUUUUCUUGUGAAAGUUGCAAGGGUUUCUUCAAACGCACUGUUCAAAAUAAGAAAAACUAUGUUUGUUUACGUGGAGCCAACUGUCAUGUUUCCAUUAGCACAAGGAAAAAGUGUCCGGCAUGUCGAUUCAAUAAAUGCCUUCGCAUGGGUAUGAAAUUAGAAGCUAUCCGAGAAGACAGAACAAGAGGCGGACGUAGCACUUACCAAUGUUCAUAUACAUUGCCUGCAACAUCACUUGGUGAUGAUCGUGUGCCUUUCACGGGUGAUAUCAGUAUUUCUCCAUCUUCACUUCCAAGUGAUUGCCAUACUAAGCAGGAUAUUUCCUCCUCCAGGUCUUCCAAAGAAUCUGCAGGUGCUAAUUCUCCUGAUGAACAAAACCAGCCUAUAGUUCCACCUUUAAUUCAUGACAUACUCUCUGUUGAGCAUCUAUGGCACUAUACUGAUCGAGAUUCCAGCAGAUCAUCUAAUCAAGCUCCAACUAAAAUGCCUGAUGGUGAUCAAGAUUUUCUUAGUAAUUUAUGCAACAUUGCAGAUAAUAGGUUAUACAAAAUUGUCAAAUGGUGCAAAAGUUUACCCUUGUUUCGGGAAAUUGGGAUGGAUGACCAAAUUGCUCUUCUAAUAAAUUCCUGGUGUGAAUUGCUGUUACUCAGUUGCUGCUAUAGGUCAAUGUCUACUCCAAAUGAAAUUCGAAUUUCCCAUGAAAAAUCCGUUACUGUUUCACAGGCCCAAGCAAUGGGCCUCAGUCCUGUCAUAGAGCGCAUGAUUAAUCUCACCGAGCACCUCAGGAGACUUCAAGUUGAUCAAUAUGAAUAUGUAUCAUUGAAAGUUAUCAUCUUAUUAACAUCUGAUGCCCAUGGAUUGAAAGAGCCCGAUAAAGUACGUGCUUGUGAAAAGGAAGUUCUUGAAGCUCUCCAGAACUAUACAGGCUCCCAUUACCCUCAUCAUCCAAGCAAGUUUGGAGAACUUCUGCUUCGUCUUCCUGAACUUGAACGUGCAUGUCAAGUCGGUAAAGACUCUUUGACGACAAAGCAGAAAGCUGGUGAUAUGCCCAGCUUUAACCUUCUCAUGGAACUGUUGCGAGGAGAUCAUUGAUCAUGUGUGGGUUUCUUUGGAAACAUUAGUUUUUACCGGUGGCAUACUUUUCAUUUGUUGUCACCUAAAGAUGUGUCAACUUGUGAAAUUCAUUUUAAAUUUUAACCCUUUGAGUAGUCUAAGCUUAAAAACAUAUAGUCCUGAUUUGCAGUUGUGAAAUUAUAAAGAAUUUUUUUUUUAAAAUCAAAAUUGUGUAUUCGUUUUAGAAAUGGUGAAAAAAGUUUUGUUUUCAGUGUUGCAUUUUGAGAAUUUUUGUGUACUUCAUGCACUACACUCUAAAAUCCUAAAAUGACUUUUAAACACCAGUCCAUAACUUAAGGGGUUAAAACAGUUUAUGCUGUAGCAUGUAUCUUGUUCUGCCCUUCAGCAUCUUUGCAGGUGGCCAGAAGACUUAGUAUGCAAUGCAGUGCUAUGCAAGACUGGUGCUACUGGGUCAAUAAAGUGUUUGGUGCCAAUUUUGUACAUGUGUAAAUGUUUUAGUGUUGAUUGGAGACAGUUUUCAAUGUCAAUGCCAAAAUAUUACCUAUGCAUUUUAACUUUGUGUUGCAAUAACUCUAUAAAAUCGGCUUUGAAUUAAUAAUUUAAAAACUGCUAUAAAAACUGUGUUCAAGUAUCGAAUAAAAACAUCUUUUAUUAUAAAUUUUUAUAGAGCAAUAAUUAAUAUUUUGAACCGACAGCUCUUUUCAGUUAAAUAGGGGGUGAGAAGCAUAGGUAUCAGAUUUUUUAAUACCUAUGCUGUAAACAGAUUAUUUAUAUAUGUAACAGAUGUAUUUGCAUUCUAAAAUGUAUAAUAUGGUGAAAAUAAUCAUUAAUUGCAGUUUUAGAAUGAAAAUUGAAUAAUUAUCAUUAAGUUUAUUUUUAGCAUACUUAAUUACUAAAAUGUUAAAAUUUUAUCUCUCCCUUCUACCUUUAGAGAAACUACUGUUACAUAAUAUUGCAUGUUGGUAAAAUUGACUGCAGUUUGACAUUUUUUGUAAAUGGAAGCUUUUGUCUCCUUCUAAACAUUCCAUACAGUGACAUCCUUUGACAUUCCUUUUGUAUUUAAUUUUUUUUUAAUAUAUAAAAGUGGUAUAAGCUUUAUGUACUGUCUGCUAAUAUUUUCUUUUGCUGCUGCUUAAAUCUAUUUGUUGGGCAAAUAUUUCAUAUUAAAAUUAUUGGCAUCAGUGAAUCGAUAGUACUAUUACCCAAUCAUUAGUGAAUAUCAAAUUUAUGAACUGAAGACUUAAGGGCAAAAAGGAGACUUUUUAAAAUAAACUGUGCUUUUGGAAUAUUUAAAAUUUGAAAUCUGAAAAUAAAUAUACUGUGAGAAAUUUUUAGAUGUAUUUUCAGAAACAUAAUAGAAGUGAUAUUUUUUUAGCAAUAUAAGCAUUGCAUGAGGAAUGAGUUACAAAGAUUGUGCAUUGAUAAAUAGCAAUAAUCUAAAGUUGUAGUUUGUUACGAGGGCUAUCCAGAAAGUAGAUUACAUUUUGGAAUAAAAAAAUAAACAAAGUAUAGGAAACAAAUUUUAUUAUAUACAGAUGAAAGCCACACUACUACUACUUUUCUACAUAGUCACCAUAC